Oldenlandia corymbosa var. corymbosa is the source of this 1622-nucleotide messenger RNA. The record is from the annotation of a GenBank genome assembly. NCBI's taxonomy places the organism in Eukaryota, Viridiplantae, Streptophyta, Magnoliopsida, Gentianales, Rubiaceae.
AUAUAUAUAUAUAUAUAUAUAUAUAAUAAUAACAAAGUAGCAAGUAUAUUGAAUUUAAAGUUUCAACCCAACUCGUAACUUCCGAAGAAUUGAAAUUCAAAUAAUCAAACUCUUUUGGCGAUAGCAGGAUGAGAUCCCGCUCUAUUCUCUCUCACCCACGAUAACUUUCCAGUUUCCACGCCCCCACCACGUUAAACAAAAGGGCACAUCAAAGCAUCAAGCAAAUAGUGAAAAAAAAAAAAAGAAACAAAAAAAGGGAGUACAAAAUCAUGAAGAAAAAUUCAUCAAAAGACUCCCAACAUAAUAGAAAAUCACCCAUCAACAACAACAAACAGCUCCACCAAAAAUUUGAAAACAUUGAACAAGAAUGGGACACUUAUAAAAGAGUUGGCAAAAGACCAAAAUCUCAUCACUUGCUUACGCGUUCAUCAUCAACAGGAGAAGGAAGAAGAAGGAUAAGAAGAAGUAGUUCUUCUAUCAUUUCUUCAUUGCAAGACCAAAUCCUUGAGAAUUCUCCAAGGAGUUUAAUGUCUAGUUUACAAGAGAGUAGUACCAGAAGGAAGUCACCUUUAUCUGAUGAAGGGUCGAUUUGGAAAGUGAGGAACAAUGAUAUUGCAUAUCAAGAAAUCAUGAAGGAAAGAAGGGCUGUUUUAGAAAGUGGAAAGCUUAAAGGAAGGAGGCUUUUUGAUGAUCAAGGGUCAUUAUCAUCACCAUCAAGCAAAGAGAAAGAGGAAGAAAUGAUUUGUGGUGAAUGUUUUGAUUAUCUGCUGUAUAAUCAAGAGAUUAGUUGUGAGGUUGAGUCAUUGAGAUCUUAUGUUUCUGAUAAUGAUCAUGAAGAACAUGGUGGAAAUGAAUCUUCUCCUCCAAAGGGUUCUUCUUGCUUAAAUUCUUCUGUGGGCGAUAUUGGUCAUGAUGAUGAGGAGGAAAGUGAAGAAAAUUUGAGUUUGAUUGAAGGAGAAAAAAAGGUGGAGGAAAAUGAUGAUAUUGUGAAAGAGGAGAAAGGUAGUAGUGUUGUAGAUUUUGGUGCAAAUUUUUUGGGAGUGAAAAAAAUUGGAUGGGGAAGAUGGAUGCCUAAUGUUAGGGCAUGGCUUAUUGCUGCUGUGACAAUGGUGUUUACAGUUGGAUUAAUCUCACUAAGAAUUUAUAUUAAUGGUGGCAACUUUGGAGAAGAUGAGUUUUUGAUUCCAACAUGAUCACUUGAUGAUCUCUUGAUGUGGUACACAUUUUUUUUCUUGGAGAUUAAAUUAUCAAGUUUUUUACAAUCUUACUCGAGAGGGUUUCAAUUUUGUGAUGAAAUUGAUUGUUGAUGACUUUUCAGUUGAUUAGUUGUUGUACAGUUUUUGUCCUAGCUAAUAUCUUACUCCCCCAUCCUAAAAGUAUUACACAAACAAGACUGUCACGGAGUACUUUCUUUGAUGUGUUCCAAUCUUUAGUAGUUUCUUUGAUGUGUUAUAGUUUGAUGAGCUAUAAUAUUUCCGUGAUGAAUAAAUGUGUUUAAUUUCUGAAGAAAGUGUGUUCCAAGGAUACAUACUGAGGCUUCUUCUCAUUCAGAAAGUUUUGAAUCUCAUAAAUGUACUUUAUCUUCUCCAUCAAAGUCUCCAAUCCGUUAAACAUUUUAUGCC